UCGUUCCUUCUUCCCUUCCCUGUUGGAUCAGAUGAUUCUGUGACGGCAAGGUGUUGGUGGAUCAGAGAGAUUAGGUGGGGCCUAUCGUGUCUCGUGCCAUUGCUACACUCCCACACCACCGUCGGAAAACAAUUGGUUGGCUGAUGCCCGCCGCCGCUGGUGUACUGAUGGCGGGAUUCAGAAGCCUCGCGCCCAAGACCAGGAACCUGGUGGUGGCUGGGGGACUGUCCGCCUUCGUCCUCGGGGUCUACUACUACACUAUGAGAGCGGUGGGAGGCACAGACGAGCUGCAGGUCGCAAUCGACAAGUUUGAGGACAUGAAGAAGAAGGAUGCCGGAAACAACUCCAACGCAGGAUCCUAAACGCAACUCUGCACCCUUCCUUUCUUUACUGAACUCGGAUCUGCUUACAUGACAGCUAAGUUCGCCCAAGACCAUGCUUCUAUGUAAUAAUUGAUGGGUGGUACUCCUAUUAGAUAGAUAGGCGAGCUUCUACGUUGAUGAAAGCUAGCUGUAUGUAUUGUUUUGGUUCCAAAUAGUGGUUGCAAUGACUGAAGUUUGCCUGAACGACGAUACUAGUAUGGUAUAGCAUGAUGAAGAGACAUGCAUGGACUAGAAAUUUUGUA
Messenger RNA from Panicum hallii, 625 nucleotides. RefSeq lists its product as uncharacterized. The record is from RefSeq and is a predicted model, not a curated record. The transcript is spliced from 2 exons. The coding region runs from base 144 to 362 and encodes 72 amino acids. Lineage: Eukaryota; Viridiplantae; Streptophyta; Magnoliopsida; Poales; Poaceae.